AUGGCGCGCUCAAAGAAGCAAACGAACCCGAGCUCUGAUCCAAAGGCAAAGACAGUGCGCUCUGUACGAUCGUUUGUACUCGACGAAGACUGCAAUCCGCAAGAACGAGGCGCGGCCGAAGAAACGAUCCGGGACAAUGAAGACCCCAAAGAAACCAAGAUCGACGUCUUCGACGACUGCGAUUGUAUAAUCUUGUCUGCCAAUGUCAAAUUCUGUCAACUUCGAAUGGAUAAGAUCGAAAGGCAUAUCAACAACUCAAAGCGAAAGCCCGAUAUCAUCGCGAUUCAAGAUCCUCCAACGAAGCUUGCUUAUCGGAAAUUUCCCUCAUACAAUAUUCAUUGGCGUGCUGAGGAUAACGAAGACGGGCAAGCGCAGGAGAUGACCGCAGAGGAUCAUCCUAACCAUCUGGCAUACCAGCCUCCAUACGAAUCCAGAAGGGAAAGGCCAGAGCGGAAUAAGAUCACUGGAGGACAGAAAAAAUUAUCCAAGGUUGCUUUUCUCAUUCAUCGCUCCAUCAUAGGCGUCGAACUUGAUGAGCCAGCACCUGGCACACCUAAUCGUGGUAGGGUCGCCACUCUACACGUCGAUACUGGCCAAGGAUCACUUGCCAUACACAACGCUUUGAUAUCGAGGGCCAUCGUUCCGGCUAUUAAUGAAUUUGUUCCCACCAUCGAGGUAUUUGCCCAUGAGCCGCAAGAACCAUCAUCGAUCCCCACCACGCCCGCGCAAAAGAACCGUGCUUGGCGUCGUGCUGUCACCAAAUGGACCCAUAGUAGACAAGGCGUUUUCCGUACCGCCAAGAGAGCUCGCAGCUGGGGUUUACCAAGACAGCUGGAUUUCACUCCAGACUUCGACAUCGGCCGUGGCCCUAUCAAAUCCAACCGUGACAAGGCAGAAUGCUAUGUCGAUUCGAUCUGGACGAAGUGGGAAUACAAAGGACCCCCUAAGAACUCACAGCCCAAUACUACUUCUUCGGAAAGCUCGGACCACCCAUCAAUGCCGCGCACAUCGAAGCCACACUUUCCAUUGCCCCACAUCAACCUUGACAAGGACACACGAGACAUGACGCAACGGAUAGUGGAGGGCGAGGUCAAGAAGCUUUAA
Molecule: messenger RNA, 1104 nt
Organism: Alternaria burnsii
Lineage: Eukaryota; Fungi; Ascomycota; Dothideomycetes; Pleosporales; Pleosporaceae
Exons: 5
Coding region: 1-1104 (367 amino acids)
Source: RefSeq, a predicted model, not a curated record